Molecule: messenger RNA, 572 nt
Organism: Coffea eugenioides
Lineage: Eukaryota; Viridiplantae; Streptophyta; Magnoliopsida; Gentianales; Rubiaceae
Product: small ubiquitin-related modifier 2-like
Exons: 4
Coding region: 92-424 (110 amino acids)
Biological process (GO): protein sumoylation
Cellular component (GO): nucleus
Molecular function (GO): protein tag activity; ubiquitin-like protein ligase binding
Source: RefSeq, a predicted model, not a curated record
CUACCUCACAACCCCCUCUUUGCACCAGUGGUUCCACCACCGGCAACGUCGCCUCCAACACCAAGAGCAACUGGAAUUCUGCUAGCUGAAAAUGGCAAGACGUUGCAGCGGCAGGAAGAGGCCACUGGAAAUGAGUUAUGAGCCAUGCGAUGAGAGGGUCCUCCUUAGGAUGCUUGGCCAGGAUGGUAAGAUGAUGCUUUUCAAAGUCAAACGAAACAAACCAUUGAAGACCCUUUUGAUGAAGUACUGUGACUACAAAAAAUUCGAUUACAGUACUGUGAACUUCUUGCACCUUGGACGCAGAGUUCUUGUGAGAAGCACCCCAGAGGAGCUUGGCAUGCGAGAUGGAGAUAUUAUUGAAGCUAUGGUGCAUGUGGACGGAGGAGGUGAUGUUAAGGAUAUCCAAAAGAUGUGGCCUGCUUAGAUCAUGAAAGAAACCAGGACAUUGUUCUGGAAAAUUUGCAUUUUGAGUUGUAAACAGGAGACUGGUUCAGGGUUCAUCCAACAGAUUUAUUUAAAUUAAGACCAUUUCUGAAUAUUUCAUCUUCAAGUCAAAAGUUCUUUUAGACUUA